Messenger RNA from Halichondria panicea, 2013 nucleotides. RefSeq lists its product as uncharacterized. Gene Ontology annotation, molecular function: hydrolase activity, acting on carbon-nitrogen (but not peptide) bonds. The coding region runs from base 1 to 846 and encodes 281 amino acids. The record is from RefSeq and is a predicted model, not a curated record. The transcript has a single exon. Lineage: Eukaryota; Metazoa; Porifera; Demospongiae; Suberitida; Halichondriidae.
AUGGCGUGCGGAAUGUAUAAAUUCAUCAAGUCCUUUAAGUAUGACAAGACCAGCCCAAAGCUGGUGGCCUCGUCUCGAUCGGACACAGUGAUGUACACUGGUGGAACAAUUCGUCCAAUUGUUGCAGGAAGCGUGGCAAAGGUUGAUGCCAUCGGUUUUCAUGAUGGGAAGGUUCACUCUGUUGGCUCGCUCAAUCGUGUGAAAUCUAAGAUGGAUAGCUUGAAAAUCAAGUACGCUACUGUCAAGCUGUCAGAUGGACAGACGCUCUUACCUGGAUUGAUCGAACCGCAUGUUCACUUCGUUCCCUCAGCAAUCACUAUGGCUUGGAGCGACUUUGGUCCGUAUGAUGGACAAGACAUGCGAGCACCCUACAAUACUGACUGGUUGAAGCAAGCCCUUGCAAGUGCAAAAUCUGCUCUUGAUUCCAGUGGUGACCUGAAAAAAGGAGCCUGGAUUCUGGGUACUGGUCUAGAUCCAUCUCUUAUGCCAUUCAACUUGUCAACUGUUCGUCCAAGCGGCUUGAACAAGCUGAUCACCUUUGAAGCAGACACUAUCGAUUGCUUGGAACCAAGUACUCCCGUCUAUGUGAUCUCUGCUUCUGGCCACACUGGUUACGUCAACACUCCAGCCAUACAGCUGAUAUACGAUGCCAACCCCGACAUCAAGCAAUCUUACCCUACCUUUGCUGAGUAUCGCGAGCACGUCAAUGCAGCUGGGGGGAUGCAAGAAUUUGAAGAAAUGCUGCUUGCUGUGAAGGCUAUUCCGACAUUCCAAUUUGAGAUUGCGAGCAUUUUCGAACACCUGGAUUCUUUGUUGACACUGCUCUAUCACGAGGAGCUACAUUGAUCUACGAUGCCACCGCUUCAGACGACACUAUCAAAGCAGUUGAUCAAUACCUGAAAGUUCACCCUAAUAAAAUUAGGGUUGGCUACGCAACUAUGAUUGAAUCGCUUGCUGCUGCAGAGAAUCUUCCGGAGUACAAGCCUCUGACUAAAAUAUUCAAAAACAACUAUGCAGGGUGUGUUAAACUGGUCUCCGAUGGCUCGAACCAAGGAUUAACAGGGUAUCAAUCAGAUACAUACCGCUGUGAGCCUGCAGGCAAUGUGGGAGCCUUUAAUUUCCCUCCAUUUUCUCAGCCAAAAGAAAUGACUCCUGACUCUGAGUUCACAAAAAUGGUUCAGACGAUUGUGGACAAGGGUUGGCCUAUUAUGUGCCACGCCAAUGGUGACAUGGCCAUCAAACUCACUCUGGAUGCCUUCAAGAUCGCUCUCAAAGGAGAAAGUGGGAUACCGAAAAGGCAUCGCAUUGAGCAUUGUUCUCUUGUCGACAAAGAAACAUUGGAGCGCAUGAGUGAUCUUGGAAUCUCUCCUAGCUUUUUGGUCGGUCACAUUGGAUAUUGGGGCUACACAUUUAAAAAUGCCAUUUUUGAGGAGAAAUCCAACAUUCUUGGAGUCUGCCAAUCUGCUCUGCAGAAGGGGAUGAAAAUUUCUUUCCACAGUGACUGCACUGUAUCUCCCAUGGGUCCACUUCGAAUGAUGGAGCAGGCUAUCACGAGGAUCAUGGAAGAAGAUCCCGAAAAAAAUGUUUUGAAUGUAAGUGAAAGAGUUACACCCGAGCAGGCCCUCAAGGUCGCCACCAACAAUGGAGCAUGGCAGUGCCAAGUUGAUGAGUUUGUGGGAUCACUAGAAGAAGGAAAGCUGGCUGACUACGUAAUUCUCGCUGAAGACCCGAUAACUCGAGGCAAGCUUAACCCGGUUGGUAUGCGUGACAUACCCGUCCUUGAAACUUGGGUGGAUGGUGUAUGCAGGUUCAAGAAAUAACUGUUUAUGCUUGAAAAAACUACUCUUCUAGCCAAACAUUGUAGUUCUAUAUAGUUGUAUUGCUGAACUUUAGAAGUGUGCUUAUAGUAGUAGAAAACUGUUCCAGCCAGACAGAACACUUAAUAUGGGCUUAGGAUUAGUAGUUCUAUUUGUAGAGUUAUAAUUAUCAAGAGUUAUAAAAGUAUCGAACUUA